Trichomonas vaginalis G3 is the source of this 621-nucleotide messenger RNA. RefSeq names its product RNA polymerase II transcription regulator recruiting protein. The transcript has a single exon. The coding region runs from base 1 to 621 and encodes 206 amino acids. The record is from RefSeq and is a predicted model, not a curated record. Lineage: Eukaryota; Parabasalia; Trichomonadida; Trichomonadidae.
AUGCCAGCAUACAACAGAUUCAGCCCACGCGAAGACGCAAAGCUUGUUUCUCUCGUCAACAAGCUUGGCACAAGCAACUGGAAAGCAGUUGCCUCAAAAAUGUUUGGACGCACACCACGUCAGUGCAAAGACAGAUACACACGCUUCCUCUCACCAGACGUCAACAAGAGCGAAUGGACCGAGGAAGAAGACAGACUUCUCUUAGAAGUUGUUCCUAAGUACUUACCACACUGGAGACAUAUUGCAUCUUUCUUCGACAAGAGGAACGACAUCCAUGUUAAGAACAGAUACAAGAAACUGAUGAAUAUGCAAAACAAAACAAUCAACGCGAGCACAUCCGAAAUUCACCCAUACACAUCUCUCUCAGCAUACGCCUUAGCGUCGAAUUCUUUUGCACCUUCAUCAUCCACAUCAGAAUCUGCGUCAUCAGAACAGUCAUCAGUCCCUUCUUCACACCCAUCACCAAACCCAUCAGUCCUCGCUUCAUCAAUGAUGCAGACAAAAAUUCCAGUUUCAACAGAGUUCAGUUCUUUGAAGAGCGAAGGAACUUCUUUAUUUCCAAUAACAGACGACUUUGACUUCGAGAGUGUCUUCAACUUCUUCGAAGAAGAAAUUUUCUAA